Messenger RNA from Parasteatoda tepidariorum (common house spider), 1784 nucleotides. The record is from RefSeq and is a predicted model, not a curated record. Lineage: Eukaryota; Metazoa; Arthropoda; Arachnida; Araneae; Theridiidae.
GACCUUUCGUCGUGCAGUCAUGUUUUCCUGAGGACCGAUGUCAUAAAGAAAGGCCUGCAGCCACCAUACGAGGGUCCAUUUCAAGUGCUGAGUCGAGGGGAGAAGGUUUUUAGGAUUCUUAUUCAUGGCCGGGAAAGUACGGUAAACGUGGAUCGUCUAAAACCUGCAUAUGUAUCCCGAGAUGAACAGGACAUGUUUCCUAAAAGCGAAUCAACAGCUAUGAGUGAAUCUACAGAGGAAUCUACUAUCCCAGAGCCUAGUGACAUGCCAAGAGAGGUUAAGACACGACCAGGCCGUCGAGUUAAGUUUCAGGGAAAGUAUCAGCAAUGAGCUGGAAAAGUCUCGCUAGCGCUGGUAGGGGGCUACUGUAGAGGCUGUUGGUUGCGUCAGCUCAGAUUGCAUGAAAAACUGAGGUAGAAGGAUCGAGGAUUGGAACGAAGACCGAAGGUAGGAGGACGAACCGAAAUAGUUCCUGCGCGAAUGAAUACCGGCGGAGGAGCAUCAACCGGCGGCCAAGGCAGGGAGUGAAAAGGCCGAUGUCCAGUAUUUAAGCAGAUGACAGUUUGCCUUCGAAAGAGGUUGUUGUGCAGCGUCCGAGACUUCGUCCCGAUAUCCCGUUUCUACCCGGUGACGCCCACCUGCAGUAUGAGAUAUUUACAAUCAAAAGUUUAAGUUUUUAAUUGUUCUUUUAAUAACAACUUUUAAUGUUUUUAAAGAAUAACUUGUUAAUUGGAGUUUGUGAAGUUUCGUAGAUGGUUUGUUAUCUUUUACUAUUAAAGAGGAUGUUUCAUUGAUAUUGUUUCAUUUGAAAUUCUUACAUUCCCAUCACCGAAGCAUAUACGAUUGGUGACCUGUAAACGAAUACGUAUAUUUCUGUUUCUGCAAACUGCUUUUGAGAAUUUCUACUAGUUGAUGGAUUACGGAGAAAUGCUGGUACGUUUCAAGUUUUAAAGUUUUUGGGCAAGCCGUGAGUACAAAUUACUUCUAUUCUUGGACUCAUACAUUUCGGACUAAUGCAAAAAAUGCCCGAAUCUACGGAAACUGCUGAUCAACAAAUUGCUCGUGUCACUGUAAAGCCACCACCUUUUUGGAGAGCUAAUCCAGAAUUGUGGUUCAGACAAAUUGAAAGUCAGUUCACUCUUGCUGGAGUAACUACAGAAUCAACGAAAUUUCAAAACGUAGUUUCUGCUCUACAACCGGAGGAACUGGCGAUUAUCAGCGACAUUGUUAUCAGUCCACCUGUGGAUGAGCCUUUCACCGCACUUAAAAAAAGAUUGUGCGCUCAAUAUGCUGAAUCUGAAGCUCAACACUUAAGGGAUUUGAUUUCGGGGAUGCAGCUUGGUGACCGUCGUCCUUCAAGACUGCUUCUGGAAAUGCGGAAUAAAGCCGGAGCGAGAAUCAACGAUGAACUUCUUAAAUCUUUAUUUUUGCAGAGAUUGCCUACUAAUGUUCAACAGAUUUUAUCGAUUACCAACGAUAGCCUGGACAAGCUGGCGGAGAUGGCGGAUGGUAUCAUGGAUACAACAACUAACGCACAGUCAGUCAGCGUAGUUGCUGGUUCGACGGAUCGGACGGAUUUACGGUCUUUAUUGACAGAGAUCACAGCUCGCCUCGCACGGUUGGAAGCCCGUACAAGUGACCGGUCGAGAAGUACUAGUCAGAAACGCUCUACAAGCCGAAGCCGACAGUCUGCAAAUUCACAGUAUUGCUGGUAUCAUAAAAUAUUCAAACAACGAGCGACAAAAUGCCGACGUCCAUGCUCGUUCCUGCCGGAAAACUGCUGA